Saccoglossus kowalevskii is the source of this 1992-nucleotide messenger RNA. RefSeq names its product venom phosphodiesterase-like. Gene Ontology annotation, molecular function: metal ion binding; hydrolase activity; nucleic acid binding. The record is from RefSeq and is a predicted model, not a curated record. NCBI's taxonomy places the organism in Eukaryota, Metazoa, Hemichordata, Enteropneusta, Harrimaniidae.
AUGGACGAGAAGAGAAACAUAUACAAUGUAAUAGACAUGGGAGGCAUGCCCCUAGAAGACACUCCAAAACAAGUCGUAUUGCUCUUUGUAUUCAUUGGUAUUGGCAUUGGUAUUGGAUAUGCUAUAGGCAAGAAAUCAGAGCAAAGUGGACCAAUCCUAGAUGCCACGGAUUCACCCAGCACAACCUAUGAUUCAUGGUUAGACGCUCCGUGUAAUGAUGAAGAACAGCCACAAUGUCCAACGGGGUAUGAAAAACGUCCCCUGCUGUUAUUGUCCUUGGAUGGUUUUCGCGCUGACUACUUACUUCGGGGUUUGACACCAAAUAUCGAAAAAUUAGGACGGUAUUCAGUAUUGGCAACGCAGAGUCCAGAAAAUCGAGAUGGUGGGGAGGAGAACCGGCCUAGUUUAAUCACUCUUUAUUUCGAUGAGCCUGACCACGAAGGACAUGACACGGGACCGUAUUCUGAUGAAUUAAACGUAGUGCUACAACGUGUUGACAAGACUGUAGGGGACUUGAUGGAUGGCAUUGUUAAGGCAGGUCUGCAUAAUUGUAUGGAUGUUAUCGUGUUAGCUGAUCACGGCAUGGCUGAACGUAGUUGCGAUAGAGUAUUCUUCAUGGGUGACUAUAUUACGACAAGUGAAUACUAUUACAGACUCGGUGCAAAUGCACGCCUAGAACCCAAAUCAAAUGCAAAAUUGAAAGAUCCACACGAUAUCGUUGGCGCCAUGCAGUGUGAAGAGAACCACGUGACUCCUUACGUUAAAUGGGAACUCCCUAAGAACUGGCAUUACUCCAACAAUUUACGAAUCGACAACACUGUUAUCGUAGCAGACAACGGCUGGACCAUAUCAUCAAAUAAUGACUCAAAUUAUCAAGAGAGAUACUGCUCUGGAGGGACUCAUGGAUAUGAUAAUAAGGGCGAGAGCAUGGGAGCAUUAUUCUUAGCUCAUGGACCAUCGUUCAAGCAACAUCAACAGAUUGACACUUUCUUGAAUAUAGAGUUAUAUAAUUUGAUGACAGAUAUUCUUGACAUUGAACCAGCCCCAAACAAUGGAACGCCAGGAUCGCUUAAUCACAUACUGAGGAACCCUAAGGUCAUAGAUGAACCCGACAAAGAUGACGCACUUACGCCAAUAGAAUACAGCUUUCCACAGGGAACUGAUUAUGAUGAUAGAAUUAAUGAAGACACGUCACACUGCACAUGCGCAUUACAGGAUGUUAGCAAAUCCAUCAAGGAUUUCGAUAAGCAACUGGAUUUAACGUCAACUGAAAUUGCCAAAUCCCUUGCAUCCAAUGCACCGCUAGGGCGCCCUCUAGUGGACCAUGACACGAGUCAUUCCGUGAUGAUUCAGCGAAACUACAUCGUAGGAUACAAUAACGAGUUUAGAAUGCCGAUGUGGGUUACAUAUUCGGUGAAGAAAGAGGAGAAACGUGGAAACGCUGAACCUAUUGAAGACUGUACAAGACCGGAUGUUCGUAUUCCAGAUGAUAAAUCAGCUGACUGUGACGACUACACUAUGGCUACUGCUGACAAUAUAACAAUGUCAUAUUUGUACCAACCAGAUAUCUGGCUGGCAAUGGAGGAAAAGAUCAAAGCAUGGGCCGACAAAUACAACGGUGUCAAUGUAAUAGCCGGUCCUGUAUUUGAUUAUAAUUAUGAUAGCUUGCAAGAUAAUUUAGAAAUUAUAGAUGAGAAUGGAAUUAAGUACGGGGCUGUUGUUAUGCCCACACACUAUUUUGUUGUCGUAUUGCGAUGUAAUGGCACCACGCCGAUUGACUCGUGUGCAGACGAUUAUGAUUCGAUCUCGUUCAUCAUCUCACAUACAGAUGGUAUCAAGACUUGCCAGAAAACUGAUCGGUAUUUACAAACUCAGCUGGCAAACAUCAAAGAUGUCGAGGUUAUCACCAAAUUACGUCUUGUUCCAAAUCUACCAAUCAUUAAAUCACUUCAUUUGAAGACGAGGUUAACAUCGGAUCUGUGGGAUGAUUAG